Molecule: messenger RNA, 1160 nt
Organism: Halichondria panicea
Lineage: Eukaryota; Metazoa; Porifera; Demospongiae; Suberitida; Halichondriidae
Exons: 5
Coding region: 68-958 (296 amino acids)
Molecular function (GO): acyltransferase activity, transferring groups other than amino-acyl groups
Source: RefSeq, a predicted model, not a curated record
ACACGCCCUUCCCAACUUCGAAAGAAGCUAGCUGUGUGCCCAGACUAUAUGUACAUGUACUACCAAAAUGACAUCCUACUCUAGCUCUAUCGUUGCAAGGUCUUUUCAACUGUUUCAAGAUGUUGCAGUUCUGCAAUAUGAUGAGCUGAUUCAAAAACUGAGGGAAAAUCCUGAGCAGAAUUGGAACAAAGUUUUUAUGGUAAACACUCUCCUACGGUUAAAGUCUUUAAAAGUGGAGGGGACUAUUAUCACUGACGGUUGGCCUCAUUUUAGUGCUAUCUUAUCUCGUCAAGGCUCGGAAAUUAAAACUCUCCAAAACUGUGUGCUUGAGAAAAAAGAAGGACUUGUUCCAGUAAUCAUUCAACAGAUAGAUGUAGCAUCUGAAAAGAAGUGCCAUUCAGUAUUAGUAGUUGAUGCAUGGCUCGGAAAAUGUCUACAGACAGCACUACGAUCUAAUGACAUGGCAAGAUAUCCUACCAUUGAACAAAUGGCUAUUGUAAUCGGCUUCUAUGUCCCAGAAAGUUGUUCUUUCACCAUCGAACCAAUGACCUGCCCAGAAGGAUAUGUUUUAGGAAGCCUGGAAGAGUGUCAUAUAGAAGAGGUUUCAGUGGAAUGGCAUCGCAUGGAUCGUGACAAAAAGAUAUCCUUAUUCACUGAGGCAAUCAAGCAACAUCACAGUGUUGGUAUCUUCCCAACAUGCUCUGGGAAGAUAGACAAGUCUCCGGUUGGAUGGUGCUUGCAAUAUCCAUCAGGAUUCUUUGGUCACUUGUUUGUUCAUGAGGAGCAUCGAAGAAAGGGACUUGCAAAAAUUUUGGUACAACGCUUGUGCUGCUUAAUUAAAGGAGACGGAGAGAUUCCUUUAACAUUUGUUGCAAAAGACAAUGUAAAAUCAUUGUCUCUUUUUCAAAGUCUUACUUUCGUUCAGUCAGAUUUCCCAGCUGCAAUUCUUCAUUUAUAGAAUGUUUUGUUGGUCAGUAAUUUUGGUAUCCAGUGUCUUAUAAUAAUAUAGGUGCAUUGACUACUAUAUAGUCUAUAGCACCUAUUAUUAUACUGCCUUAUAAUAAUAGGUGCAUUUACUACUAUACUGCAUGCCUUAUAUUAAAUAGUAGGUGCAUUAAUUGGUGGUGUGGGUUGUUGUGGGGGAUGCUAGAAUGUUUUGU